GGACUCUUGGAUAGCUUGAUACGCAACGGUUGGGAGUUUGGAAGGAAGUGUGUAUAACCCAUGCUCACAGAGGCCCUUGUACCGCACCUGGUUGGUAGGAUUGUCCACUAUCUGGAAAUCGUUGGCAUUGAAAACAAGAGUGCAGUUGUUAUCUUUGGUAAAUCGAUGGACAGACAAUAGAUUGGAGGUAAGGGAAGGGACAUAAUGAAGAGUAGAAAGGUGGUAUUUACCAUUAGGAGUAUGGACAAAACCUGAGCCAGAGUGUGUGAUGGGCAUCGAGAUCCGAGAGAAUAGUUGCCACAUCAUCAAGGUAUUGUGUCAUAGUUUUGGUACCUUUACGAAGAGUGUGGAGUUUGUCCCGAAGCUGAUAAACAUGAGCGGUGGACACGGAGUUGUACCGUGCGACCAAAGCAUCCCAGAGGGCAGCAGAUGUGGUGAAGCCGCGAGCAUGUUUGUGAACGGAGGGGCUGAUGACCGCUAGGAGGCAGGCGCGGAUCUGUGUGUCAACGAUGGUCCAGGAGGUAUACUCUGGAUUAGGGACGGUUUUAUCGUUUUUGGAGAUAGUUGGCGCCGGGGUUGCUUCAUGACCAUCAAUCCAUCCAAGGAGGAGAUUAGCUGAAAGAGCUGUCUGGACAUUGAGAGACCAUGCCGGAUAAUUUGUUUCGGUGAGUUUUUCUGGGAUUAAGUUGUGGAGACUCCGAAGCAAAAGUUUUACUCCGGAGGGUAAGGACGCCAAAGGAUCCGACGGGGCUGCCAUGGUGGGCGGCGGUCGGAAAAAAGAGAGGCUAGGUUUUUGAGAGCCUUAGCUCUGAUACCAUGAUACAAUUUGAUAAUAACUUGUCUUAUUGAAU
Messenger RNA from Cuscuta campestris, 851 nucleotides. The record is from the annotation of a GenBank genome assembly. Lineage: Eukaryota; Viridiplantae; Streptophyta; Magnoliopsida; Solanales; Convolvulaceae.